AUGGCUCUAAAACUAACCAAAGAGCCUGAAACAGAGUCAAAGAACGUCAUCAAAGACGCAAUAUACCUCUUCGACCUUCUUCGUGAAUCUCCUUUGCCAAUCUUAAUUCAUAUUGGCGCCUACGCAGCUAAGACUGGAGCAAAACCAAACACCAUCGUCAAACGCCUUGGAGACAUCAAGAAGCGCAACCGAUUGAACAUCAUCACAACGACACAAGGUGAUUCUAAGACUACUCUCCGUAGCAAUGACGAUGGCAAAGCCAAGGUGAAACCCAAGAGAGAAACCGAGGCCAAACCAACCAAGGCCGAGCCAAAUGAGGGCAACGUGAAAUUGGAGGAUAAUGAUGACGGUCUCGAUCUUGGUCACGGUCUGAACCUUGGAAUUGGUCUCCCGUCUCCAACAGACUCUACAGCCAGUAGUAUGGAUGUCGGUACUGGCAUGGUUCACAAGCAGAUGCCUCAGAAGCGACGCUUUGUCGAUGCGCUCAAGGAGGAGGAUAAAGGUGAUGGUAUGCCGGCCAAAAAGUUGAAGGCGGAGUUUUGA
This is a messenger RNA of Rhinocladiella mackenziei CBS 650.93, 543 nucleotides long. RefSeq lists its product as uncharacterized. NCBI's taxonomy places the organism in Eukaryota, Fungi, Ascomycota, Eurotiomycetes, Chaetothyriales, Herpotrichiellaceae. Bases 1 to 543 code for a protein of 180 amino acids. The record is from RefSeq and is a predicted model, not a curated record. The transcript has 2 exons.